AUGCAUACCAAACGUGACCUAUUAAUACUGCAUUGGCUUCAAGCUGUUCUUUCCUCGGAUAAAUUCGAAAUUAAUUUUCUACCUGGCGAUGCCAGUUUCCGUCGCUACGCACGAAUAAGGAAUAAUAACAAAACAUUUAUGUUGAUGGAUGCACCGCCAGACAAAGAAAAUUGUAGAACUUUCGUGAAGAUUGAUGAAUUUUUCGCUGAGCAUAAUGUUCGUGUACCACACAUCGAAGCCAAGGAUCUUGAACAAGGAUUCCUACUUCUGGAAGAUUUUGGUGAUGUUCUAUUAUCGACGUUACUUGAUGGACCAUCUGUAGUUACGCAUUACAACCAAAGCUUAAAACAAUUGCAUCAAAUUCAAUCAAUCAACGGUGAAGGUGUCUUUCCGGUGUAUACCCACGAAAAGUUAAUAUCUGAAAUGAAUUUGUUAACCGAUUGGUUGUUGCCAUCAUUAAAAAUUGAACCAGAACCGGAAGAAAAAGCAGUGAUUAGACAUACAUUCACGAUUCUAGCCAAUGCAGCCCUAGCACAACCGCAGGUAAUCGUGCAUCGUGACUUCCAUAGCCGCAAUUUACUGAUAACAGAUGGUGAGCAAGAGCAGGGUAUUAUCGACUUCCAGGAUGCAGUCAUUGGGCCCGACACGUAUGACCUAAUUUCAAUAACCCGUGAUGCUUACAUUCAACGGAAUCGUGAUCUGGUCAAUGAUUGGUUCACAGCAUUUUAUGACAUGCUGCCUUCGUCUGCUAAAGAGAGUCGUGAUUUUAAACAGUUCCAAAAAGAUGCUGAUUUCAUGGCCAUUCAACGUCAUAUCAAAAUAUUGGGUAUCUUUGUGCGUCUUUUCGAACGUGACGGUAAAUCAAAUUAUUUGAAGGACAUGCCAAGAGUUAUGUGGUAUUUACUUGAAGAAAGUGAGCCGUAUGCAGAAUUGCAACCCUUUAUGCAAUUUAUUCGAGCGCGAGUAUUACCGAAAUUUGAAGCCAAGUUUGGCUUGUACAAGGUUGUUGCAUGA
Messenger RNA from Bradysia coprophila, 1014 nucleotides. RefSeq names its product N-acetylmuramate/N-acetylglucosamine kinase-like. NCBI's taxonomy places the organism in Eukaryota, Metazoa, Arthropoda, Insecta, Diptera, Sciaridae. The record is from RefSeq and is a predicted model, not a curated record.